This is a messenger RNA of Fonsecaea multimorphosa CBS 102226, 984 nucleotides long. RefSeq lists its product as uncharacterized. The transcript has 2 exons. Gene Ontology annotation, biological process: vacuolar transport. The record is from RefSeq and is a predicted model, not a curated record. Bases 1 to 984 code for a protein of 327 amino acids. NCBI's taxonomy places the organism in Eukaryota, Fungi, Ascomycota, Eurotiomycetes, Chaetothyriales, Herpotrichiellaceae.
AUGUACCUCUCAAAAUCAAUCUUACUCUUCCUCUUCUCAUCGUUACCCUCAAUUCUCGCAGCGACCGAUUCAAAAACCCCUCCGAAGCCAUGUACCAUUCACUCUCCUUCAACCGGCUCGUUCUUCGAUCUUCGCCCUCUACAAUUGACCCUCGAGGGUACCAAGUACCAAUCCGCCAGUAAUGAUUCAUACCAUUCAAAAGGAUAUGACUAUCCCGCCAAUUUCACCAUGAAUUUCUGCGGCCCAGUGGUUGAAGAGUUGGAAGAUGUCGAAGGAAUACCCUCCAGCAGACUGAAAAACAUCUCGGCCUACUACAAAGACUCGCGUGGUGACAUCUAUAGCAUUGGUCAACAGAACGACCAGCCUCUCUUUCGGGGCAAGAAGCUUGUCCUCAAUUACACCAUGGGCUCACCCUGUCCCGACCUUGAUGACGAUGGUAAGCCUAUCGAUGCGGAACUCGUCGCAGACAAGACCAACAACAGGCACAAAUCCACCCUCUUGUCCUUCAUCUGUGACACAUCCCCGCUUCUCUCGACCCGUCCUGCUAUCAACUUCCUUGGUUCUCCAGACCACUGUACCUACGUCUUCGAAGUCAGAUCCCGCUAUGCUUGCGGUGGCACCACGCAGUCCGGAGAAAAAGGCACGCUGGGUCCGGGCGCAGUCUUUGGUCUGAUCGCAGGUAUUGCCUUGCUGGUAUACCUCAUCGGUGGUAUUGUUUAUCAGCGUAAUGUACUCCAUCAAAGAGGUUGGAGACAGUUGCCAAACUAUGCCAUGUGGGCUGGUAUCUUUGGCUUCUUCUCGGAUAUGUUUGUUCUCCUGUUCUCCUCAUGCACGCAAAGGAUGCCUGGAGGACUCACUCAACUCUUUGCCGGCCGCCGUGGAUACCAUCGUGUGGGCACCGAGGAACGAGCACACGGACGCAACCGCACCCCGGACGACGAAAACCGAUUGAUUGACCAGCUCGAUGAAGAGUGGGAAGAUUGA